Tripterygium wilfordii is the source of this 1906-nucleotide messenger RNA. RefSeq names its product beta-glucosidase 40. Gene Ontology annotation, molecular function: beta-glucosidase activity. The coding region runs from base 90 to 1616 and encodes 508 amino acids. The record is from RefSeq and is a predicted model, not a curated record. The transcript has 13 exons. Gene Ontology annotation, biological process: carbohydrate metabolic process. Lineage: Eukaryota; Viridiplantae; Streptophyta; Magnoliopsida; Celastrales; Celastraceae.
AACCUUUAGACAGCCAAUUAUACAAAUCAUCUUGGCCUUGGUCUGAGAAAAGAUAGAGAAAGCUCCUGUUUGUCUUCAACAAAUCAAGAAUGACGACGACGUGGAUGAUGAGAAGAGACAUUGUAAAUGUGUUGAUAGUAGUUGUGAUGGUGCUUUCUGAGAUCCAAACAUCCUUCUCGCAAAUCAAUAGACGAAGCUUCCCCAAGGGCUUUGUUUUUGGAACUGCCUCUUCAGCUUUCCAGUACGAAGGAGCUGUCAAAGAAGAUGGGAGGGGCCCCUCUGUGUGGGACACAUUUUCACAUUCAUUUGGUAUAACGGAUUUUAGCAACGCUGAUGUUGCUGUAGAUCAGUACCACCGAUAUAAUGAAGAUAUACAACUUAUGAAGGACAUGGGAAUGGAUGCCUAUAGGUUUUCUAUUUCUUGGUCUCGGAUAUACCCCAAUGGAACAGGGAAACUAAAUCAGGCUGGAGUUGAUCAUUACAACAAUCUCAUCAAUGCUUUACUUGCCAAAGGAAUUGAACCAUAUGUGACCCUUUAUCAUUGGGACCUUCCUCAAGCCUUGGCUGAUAGAUAUAAUGGAUGGCUUAGCCCCCAAAUCAUAAAGGACUUUGCGGUGUUUGCAGAAACAUGCUUUCAGAAAUUUGGUGACAGGGUGAAGCACUGGAUUACAUUCAAUGAACCCCAUACGUUUGCUAUACAAGGCUAUGAUGUGGGUCUCCAGGCACCGGGGCGCUGCUCGAUUCUUUUUCGGCUCUUUUGUCGAGCAGGAAACUCUGCAACUGAGCCUUACAUUGUUGCCCACAACACCCUCCUUUCCCAUGCUGCUGUUGUUGAUAUAUACAGAAACAAGUACAAGCGAAAACAACAUGGAGCCGUAGGGAUAGCAUUUGAUGUUAUGUGGUAUGAACCAGCAUCAAACUCUACCGACGACAUUGAAGCAGCUCAAAGAGCCCAAGAUUUUCAAUUUGGCUGGUUUAUUGACCCUUUGAUCUUUGGGGAUUAUCCGAGCUCCAUGAGAAGUCGAGUAAGAAGCAGGCUGCCAACAUUCUCCAAAUCUGAAGUCGCCCUUCUUAAGGGUUCACUGGAUUUUGUGGGCAUUAAUCACUAUACUACGUAUUAUGCCAGAAAGAAUUCAACUAAUAUCAUUAAUGUCUUGCUUAAUGACUCUGUAGCUGAUUCUGGCACCAUUACCCUUCCAUUUAAAGAUGGGAAGGCUAUCGGAGAUCGGGCGAAUUCUAUUUGGUUGUAUAUUGUACCAGAUGGUAUAAGAAGCUUAAUGAAUUACAUCAAACAGAAAUAUGGGAACCCUCUGGUCAUCAUCACUGAAAAUGGCAUGGAUGACGGAAACAGCCCGUUCACCUCUAUCAAAGAUGCUCUGAAGGACGAGAAACGGAUCAAGUACCAUAACGACUAUCUAACAAACUUGCUGGCUGCAAUCAAAGAAGAUGGUUGCAAUAUUAAAGGCUACUUUGCAUGGUCUUUGUUGGAUAACUGGGAGUGGGCAGCUGGAUACACUUCAAGAUUUGGUCUAUAUUUUGUGGAUUACAAGGACAAACUCAAGAGAUACCCUAAGAACUCUGUACAAUGGUUCAAAAAAUUCUUGGCUUCUGCUUGAUUUGUAUGGAGAAAGUACAAGGAACUGGAUCUUUACAUGAUUGUAUCCCCAAAACCACACCAUUUAUAAUUUAUUGUAGGUCGUUGAAUGGCAUGUUAUACUCUUCUUGGGACAUAUUACCCUCACAAGAUAUGUUUUAAAAAUAGUUUAUUUGCAUAGGCUCAGUUUGGAAAGGGAAAGACACAUGCAAUGCUUUUAUCUCAAGCAGUGUAUUUUUCCCUUUAUUAAUUUGUAUCCCAAAGGAAUAAAAAAUAAAAGGUGUCUUCUUUUAGUGGCUUGAUUAUUUAAGA